Sardina pilchardus (European sardine) is the source of this 3692-nucleotide messenger RNA. It is a transcript of the gene acap3b, whose product is annotated as ArfGAP with coiled-coil, ankyrin repeat and PH domains 3b. Gene Ontology annotation, cellular component: cytoplasm. The transcript is spliced from 25 exons. NCBI's taxonomy places the organism in Eukaryota, Metazoa, Chordata, Actinopteri, Clupeiformes, Clupeidae. Gene Ontology annotation, molecular function: GTPase activator activity; protein binding. Bases 120 to 2675 code for a protein of 851 amino acids. The record is from RefSeq and is a predicted model, not a curated record.
CCGUGCCACUACAGCGCUGCUGGAGGGAUACAGCCACUCAUUUCUCACACAGCUUCUGAUUCUAGCUGCAGGACAUGAAAUAAGCUAUCUCAAAUCUACAGACAGAAUAAUCAUCAAACAUGACGGUGGAUUUUGAAGAAUGUAUUAAAGAUUCGCCGAGGUUCAGGGCGAACAUCGAUGAAGUCGAGACAGAUGUGGUGGAGAUCGAAGCAAAACUUGACAAGUUGGUGAAGCUCUGCAGCGGUAUGAUAGACGCUGGUCGGGCCUACGUCACGGCCAACAAGCUGUUUGUCAACGGCAUCCGAGACUUGUCUCACCAGUGCAAGAAGGAGGAGAUGAUCUCCGAGUGUCUGGAGAAAUUUGGGGAGAGCCUACAGGAAAUUGUCAACUAUCACAUGAUUUUGUUUGAUCAGGCCCAGAGGUCCAUUAAACAACAACUGCACAACUUUAUCAAAGAUGACGUGCGGAAGUUCAAGGAGACGAAGAAGCAGUUUGACCGCGUGCGCGAGGACAUGGAGAUCGCCCAGGUGAAGAACGCGCAGGCGCCGCGGAGCAAGCCGCACGAGGUGGAGGAGGCCACCACCGCCCUCACCGUCUCCAGGAAGUGCUUCCGCCACCUGGCCCUCGACUACGUCCUGCAGAUCAAUGUGCUUCAAGCCAAGAAGAAGUUUGAGAUCUUAGAUUCGAUGCUGUCCUUCAUGACGGCCCAGUACAGCCUGUUUCAGCAGGGCUACAACCUGCUCGACGAGAUCGACCCCUACAUGAAGAACCUAGCAGCAGAGUUGGAUCAGCUUGUUAUUGAUUCUGCGGUGGAGAAGAGGGAGAUGGAACACAAGCACGCCAUCAUCCAGCAACGGGACUUCUCCUAUGAUGACUCGAAGGUGGAGUUCAACGUGGACGCCCCAAACGGCGUGGUGAUGGAGGGGUACCUGUUCAAGAGGGCCAGCAACGCCUUCAAGACCUGGAACAGGCGCUGGUUUUCAAUACAGAACAGCCAGCUGGUCUAUCAGAAGAAACUAAAGGAUGUUUUGACGGUGGUGGUGGAGGACCUCAGGCUGUGCUCAGUGAAGCCCUGUGAGGACAUUGAGAGAAGGUUCUGCUUCGAGGUGGUGUCUCCAACCAAGAGCUGCAUGCUGCAGGCCGAAUCAGAGAAGCUCCGUCAGGCGUGGAUCCAGGCGGUGCAGGCCAGCAUCGCCUCCGCCUACAGAGAGAUCUCCGACAACUACUACGUCGAGCGACUGGACCGCACGGCGUCUCCGUCCACCAGCAGCAUCGAGUCGGCGAGCGAGUCGCGUGAGCGCAGCGUCAGGGGCGUCGAGACCAUCCUGCAGCGGGUGCAGGCGUUGCCAGGCAACGAGCUGUGUGCUGACUGCGGCCAGGCUGAUCCUCGCUGGGCCAGCAUCAACAUGGGCGUGCUGCUGUGUAUCGAGUGCUCAGGCAUACACAGGAGUUUGGGGGUCCACUGUUCUAAGGUGCGGUCCCUCACACUGGACUCGUGGGAACCUGAGCUCCUGAAGCUGAUGUGUGAGCUGGGUAACGCCGUCAUCAACCACAUCUACGAGGGAGCGUGUGAGGAGAGAGGACUGAAGAAGCCAGGCCCGUCCAGCACACGGCAGGAGAAAGAGGCCUGGAUCAAGGCCAAGUACGUAGAGAGGAAGUUCCUGAAGAAGAUGUGCGGCUCGGAGGGGGUCGUUGAGGCCGACAGGAAGUCGCAUCACUGGAACGCCAAGAAGUGCCGCAGACAAAACAGCUCCAUCCGAGCGCCAAAAACACGCCGGAAAUACCGCCACGACGCCGGCAGUGUGUCGCCAGGCAACCUGUCUGCAGCCGCAGCAGCAAAGUUCCGCAGAGACUCCCUGUUCUGCCCAGACGAGCUGGACUCGCUCUUCUCCUAUUUUGACAACGGCUCCGGACCUCGCAGUCUCAGCAGUGACAGUGGGCUCGGCGGCAGCACCGACGGCAGCACUGACAUCCUGGUGUUCGGCUCCAUCGUGGACAGCGUCACCGAGGAGGAGUGUGAAGACUCUGAAGAGUCGAGCGGCGAGGUGGAGAUGGAGCCGUCGGAGCCAUCGGAGGCGUCGGACCCCGAGGACCCGCGCGACCUCCGCGACCUCCGCAACCUCCACCCGGGGGCGCUCCUGCUGAGGGCGUCGCUCCUGCGGAACCUGCCCGUCAUGGCCGAGGCGCUGGCGCACCGCGCGGACGUCAACGCCGUCAGCGAGGAGGACGACGGCAAGAGCGCGCUCAUCUACGCCGUCACGGGGGGAUCUCUGGUAGCGUGUGAGUUCCUGCUGCAGAACAGUGCUGAUGUAAACCAGAGAGACAUGAGGGGAAGAGGGCCUCUGCACCAUGCUACAUGCCUGGGCCACACAGGGCAGGUGUCUUUAUUCCUGAAGCGAGGAGCUUCGCAGACCGAGGUAGACGAGGACGGCCAGGACCCCCUGAGCAUCGCAGUGCAGGCGGCCAACGCCGACAUCGUCACCCUGUUGCGGUUAGCGCGGAUGAACGAGGAGAUGCGGGAGUCGGAGGGACCCAUCGGCCACCCAGCUGACACACGAAGUCCCGUCUCUCCACCGAGGGUAAAGCGGAAGGAUUUCCUGGACCGAAUGUCACCCCGCCCCCUGUCGUCCCUGGGGAGUUUUCGGACCUGGCGGCUCCCCUCCCCCAAAAGCUGAAUAGGACGAACCGGCCCUUCCAGAUCUCCCAGGACGCCCCAGCCACCGAGUAGCCUACCGCGCUUAGACACCUUUAUCACAUUUGAGGAGUGUUGCCAUGGAAACCACCCAAACAACUGCACCUUGUCAGUGUCCCUCGAUUGUUGAUUGGAGUCUUGGGAUAUGUGGGUGAAGAGAUGUAGGACAACGCAGGAGAGUCUGAGUUCUAUAUGUGUGAGCAUCACAGAUCAUGGGACAUGUGAGGUGUGUGUGUGUGUGUGUGUGUGUGUGUGUGUGUAGUUUAUGCAUACAGAUCAGGACCUUCACUUUAUCAUUCCUCUAGUCUACAUUCUUGUAACUGAAUAAGGGUAAUGCACAGCAAUCAGUGAUACUAAACGAACUACUGUCCUAAAAUUAUUAGGAUGUCUAGUUUUCUUUUCAGCGAUGCACUCAACAUUUUAUUAUUGCAAAGUCCUGUGGCUAGAUUUAAGAUUGUAUAGGAUUUGUAUAAUGCACUUAUAGGUUGUGCGGUCUAGCACGUGGACUUGCUACUUUUUCUUAAACAUGAUAUUAAAAAUGUAAACUGUUUUUUUUUUUUUUUUGUCUAAUAAUGAGAACAUAAAGUGAAGACACAAAAUGUCGAAAUACACCUGUUUUGGGAUGAUUUUCCUUUUUUUUAAAACGUAGUUCCCUGAGCAGAGAUGAAGUCUGGGAAUGUACAUCUGAAUUAACUGCUGCGCUUGAGUCUUAAUGUAAUGUGUGUCCCUCAUAUAACAUCAUGUGAAAGUUCUUUGAUUUGAAGCAGAGCCCUUCGCCUCUGAGUUGAAAUAUGGCUGUGCGCCCUCUAGUGGUGCAAAUAUAUUCCUGUCCUUUGCACAGCCUGUAUUACAGUAGAUAAGGGUGCAAAUUACUCAGUGUGUGAUAUCAACUCGGCAAGCUUAAGUAAUACACCUAAAACCAAAGGUUCUAGGGUGAAUGUGUGAUGUAAGACACCAACUUAGUAUGAUAGCAAUGAAAGCUGCAUAAAAAAUGACUGUG